AUGAUGAAACGGACAGCCCAGUGGUGCCGAACCCCGAAUCCCUGUGUGGUAACCUCCAGAGAGACCUCCUUCCAGGACAGGAGAGGACUCAAGCUUAAAAGAACCGGCAACAUCCAGGAAGAACAGGGUCAACCGGGGAAGAGUUGCUGCAGGAAUGAGAUGUAUUGUCGUAGAAGCACUCUGCCACCAACAAUUGCCAUUCAGCAAGAGGAAAUGGCAUCAUACUUUAAACUUUUUGAUGAUGACCUAAUCUAUGACUUUUUGUUGAUGGACUGUUGCUGUAAAAUGACUGACAAGUAUCUUCUGGCCAUGGUUUUUGUCUACUUCAAAAGGUCACAUUUGACCAUUGCAGAAUACACCAAGAAGAACUUUUUCAUUGCACUGUAUCUUGCCAACACCAUGGAGGAAGAAGAGGAGGAGAGUAAAUAUGAGAUUUUUCCCUGGGCACUGGGUAAGACCUGGAGGAAGAAACUUCCACAAUUUCUCAAGCAGCGGGACAGGUUUUGGGUGCGCAUUGAGUACAGAGCGGCUGUCAGCAGGCGCUGCUGUGAAGAGGUGAUGGCCAUCAUGCCAUCUCACUUUGUGUGGAAACGAGAGCGCUCAGAGCAACACAGUGGCGCUCAGAGGCAUUAUGAGGAAAGAGACACAGCCCGUCUUCCACGCGGGCCGACAGCCUCUCCAGUCCCUUGUGCCCACUGCAGCUGCAAGAGCACAUUCAAUCAGCAGCUGUACCUCCCCUCUAUACCCAGAAGCUCCUCCGUGCAAAGCUGCAACCCUACACUCCCUCUCAGCACUCACCUGAGUUUGGAGGAAACCCUUCCCAGGGCCACUGCCACUCGCACGGGGAGAAUUGAGACCAGGGACCAAACCCAGCAUUCUUCCCAAUGCAGUGAGGCAGUUGGCAACGAGUCUUCCAACUCGUCCAUUUAUGACGCUUCCAUGGAGUGGAUCAACAGAUAG
Phycodurus eques (leafy seadragon) is the source of this 960-nucleotide messenger RNA. It is a transcript of the gene spdya, whose product is annotated as speedy/RINGO cell cycle regulator family member A. The transcript has 6 exons. Gene Ontology annotation, biological process: positive regulation of cyclin-dependent protein serine/threonine kinase activity. Gene Ontology annotation, molecular function: protein kinase binding. NCBI's taxonomy places the organism in Eukaryota, Metazoa, Chordata, Actinopteri, Syngnathiformes, Syngnathidae. The coding region runs from base 1 to 960 and encodes 319 amino acids. The record is from RefSeq and is a predicted model, not a curated record.